GUCUGCAACAAAUACAAGUAACUAUUAAAAUGAUCUCCUCUUGAAACCUCCCAGAAUGAAACAUUUGUCCAACGUUGUACUAGUUGCUUUUUACCUAAAAUUCAGUUCCUAAAAGGUUGGGUGUAAAUGAAACCUUCCCACCUUUUUAUUUCCUGUGUUUCAAACUCAUGUAUAAGUCAGUAAGUCACUAUGUCGUAGUCGGAACCAUUGCAUUAGAGUCUUCAUUUAACCUCUCAGGAUGAAAAAUUUCAAGGAAAGUUCAACAUCCAAUCCCCUAUCCAAUUUUGUAAAUUGCAUCGUAUUCAUAUCUUGUUUGAUUUUUGGUAUUUAUAUUAUCUUGUCAUUAGCCCUUGUUCCAAAUGCACUACUUCUCUGGCAAUAUCAUUCAGCUAAUUCUGUACAUAAUUCAUCCUCUACAAUAAUUACCUCCCUUGAACACAUUGCAUUUGGGAUUGCAGCCAGUGAUAAAUCCUGGUCAAGGAGGAAAGAAUAUGUCAGGCUCUGGUGGAGGCCAGAAGUAAUGAAGGGGUGUGUUUUUCUUGAACAAAUGCCACCGAUAUCGGAAAAUGACCGUGUUUCUCUCCCUCCCAUUUGCAUUUCUGCUGACACUUCUCGAUUUAAGUAUACAAACAAAUAUGGUCGAAGGUCAGCUAUUCGGGUAGCCCGAGUUGUUUCAGAGACUGUGGCCUUGAUGAACAACAAUAGUGAUGUAAGAUGGUUUGUGUUUGGAGAUGAUGAUACGGUUUUCUUUCCUGACAAUCUUGUGAAGACCCUUCAAAAGUAUGAUCAUGGCCUGUGGUAUUAUAUUGGGACUAAUUCUGAAUAUUUCGAGACGAAUAAAGGUAACUCCUUUGAAAUGGCAUUUGGAGGAGCUGGUUUUGCUAUAAGCUCUCCCCUGGCUAAAGUCUUGGGAAAAGUGUUGGAUUCCUGCUUGAUCAGAUACCAUGGUGUCUAUGGCAGUGAUGCAAGAAUACAUAUCUGUUUGGCAGAGCUGGGAGUUUCAUUGACGCAUGAACCUGGAUUUCAUCAGAUGGAUAUGAAGGGAAAUAUUUUUGGUUUGUUAACUGCUCAUCCCAUAAGGCCAUUGAUAAGUCUCCAUCAUAUUGAUAAACUAUAUCCAAUUUUUCCCAACAUGAGAAGUUUGGAGGCUUUAAUCCAGUUGGUGAAAGCAGCAAAAGCUGAUCCUGAGAGGAUCUUGCAGCAAACAGUUUGCUAUGAUCAACUCUCCUCAACAUUUUCAGUGUCUUGGGGAUAUGCAAUACAACAAUGGAGGUGGAAUGCACUUCUCCGCGAUAUCAUUCGCGCGCAAGAGACUUACAUACCCUGGAAUAAGAACGAAAAUUAUGAUGUUGAUACUCAGAGGUAUGAUCCUAAUCCAUGCAAGAGGCCAGAUGUGUUUUUCUUUGACAGUGUCUCCUCCAACCGCGAUGGAACUACGAGCAUCUACAAGAAAGCGGAUCGAAAUUGCACUAAGAACAAGAAUAAAAUAGACGUGAUUAGAGUCUCCUCAAAAAAGUUAGACCUCAAUGCAAAACAGAUGCAGGCGCCAAGAAGACAAUGUUGUGAUGUAUUGCAGUCUUCUUCUUCUGCUCGUAGUUCUGUCAUUGAUAUUGGCAUCAGAGAAUGUGGAGCAGAGGAACUCAUUCAAAUGAAGUUGCAAGAAUGACCACAAUGACCGUGUCUCCGAGAGAUUGAGAUUUUGAUUUCUUAUUAUACCUUGAAUCAACUUAGAUUUAAGUCGUGAAAUUUGAGUAGA
Molecule: messenger RNA, 1756 nt
Organism: Oldenlandia corymbosa var. corymbosa
Lineage: Eukaryota; Viridiplantae; Streptophyta; Magnoliopsida; Gentianales; Rubiaceae
Source: the annotation of a GenBank genome assembly